This is a messenger RNA of Menidia menidia (Atlantic silverside), 2721 nucleotides long. NCBI's taxonomy places the organism in Eukaryota, Metazoa, Chordata, Actinopteri, Atheriniformes, Atherinopsidae. The record is from the annotation of a GenBank genome assembly.
AUGCUCCACUGUUCAGCUGCGCGUGCAGAAACAGUUGUGAGUGACAGACCAACAGGCUUUUGCCCAAACGGCUGCACAAGUUUACCGACCGGGUGGAGGAGUAGACGCCAUGGUGGGAGGGAAGUGCAAGUCUCAGCAGGUGAGGGUGUGAACCCUCCGGCUGAAGGCAGCACGGAUCCAGGCGGUCAGAGGAGAGGAAGAAUGGCCCGAAAUGUAAACUUUGACCUGAGCCACCCCCUCAUGGAAGCUGGACUGGAGAGCCCAGCAGAUGAGGAGGGGGUUCACGUCUCGUUCAACGAGCUGAUCGCAGAGCAGAGUGAGAACGAAGGUCUUUCUGACGCCUUCGAGCUGCAGCAGCUGCAGAGAGAGCUGGACGAGGAGGGUCAAGAUGAUGUGGCCUAUCUGAGGAGCCCCGGUCGAGACUUUAGGGGUCGGAGGAGGGAACAAAGCAACAUGGAACUGGAGAGUAACGACAGACAGACGGACCCCCUCAUGGCUGAGCGCUGGUCCUCAGCAACCAUGAGGAUCCUCUCCUCCAUGCCCAGUCGCACCAUUGGUCGGAGCAGGGGAGCCAUCAUCUCUCAGUACUACAACAGGACCAUGCAGCUUCGGAGGCGCCGGCAGAGCCGACCGGCCAUCCGGGACUUCUCCCGCUCCGCCAGGCCCAGCAUCCGCGGCUACGGCAUGGAGGCCGACUCCACAGACGCAGAGGAGACAGAGAUGAGUAAGAGGGAACGUUUGGUGAACAACCUGCAGAACCUGUCUGUGGGCGACAGGGUGAGGAUGCUCCGGGAGAUGCCUCUGAGUCUGGUUGAGAAGUGUGAGCUCAGGAGGUUAGCAUUACAAAAGGAAAAACACACACAUUCUACCAGCAAGCUUCCUUGUUGGAGUCGACUCAAAUAUUACAUCAUUAUAGCUGUGCGGCAGAGCUGGUACAGCUGGCUGUCCUUCCUCCACUCGCUCCAGCUGUGGCAGGUCGCUCUGAAGAGAGUCAGUGGGCGUUUUGGCACUGGAGUCCUCUCGUACUUCUUGUUCCUUAAGAAGCUGCUCUUCCUCAACGCUUUCCUGUUCCUGGUCACGGGCGCCUUCUUGACCCUUCCUCAGGCACUGCAUCCUCCGCCUCAGCCCGCAGAACGACGCUCAUUCUCCGGGCUGGAACUCGUCAGCGGGGCGGGCUAUUUCUCUGACACACUGAUGUAUUAUGGGUACUAUAGUAACUACACACUGAGUAAGAGCUGCCGGGACAGAGAUGUGGGACACAAUGUCUCCGUCUCUAAUUCAACCAGCCUGGACUGCAGCACCAGGCACCUCUCCUACAACAUGCCCCUGGCAUACUUCUUCACCAUUGGAAUGGCCUUCUUCAUCACCUGCAUCAUCCUAGUGUACAGCAUGUCCAAGUCGUUUGGUCAGAGCUUCAGGAUUGACAAGUCCCACAGUCUCUUGGCGGUAAAAGCCUUCUGCUCCUGGGACUUUAAGGUCAUCAAGAGAAGCUCGGUCAAACUAAUGUCUGAAAACAUCUCCACGCAGCUCAAGGAGCUGUUGGCAGAGGUGAACCACAAAAGUGCCACAAACACCAGCUGCCAGACGUUCUGGAGGAUGAUGGUUCACGCCGUUGCCUGGGCGAUCUGCAUCGCAGGCGUCUCUGGCUGUGUGAUCGGGAUCUACUACUUCUCUCAUCACAUGCACCAGAACCUGCAGCAGAGCUCCCGCAGCAGCAGCCGUUCGCCCUUACAGACGGAGGCCAGCCUCCUGGCUCUGCCCGUGCUGGUGUCCCUCCUCAACCAGCUGCUGCCCGCCCUGUUCAACCUGGCCGCCUGGAUGGAGGAAUACGAUUCUCCCUCCGUGCGCACAUACGUCGCCCUGGGCCGGAACUUGUUGCUGAAAGUGAGCGUGCUGGGGGUUCUUUGCUACCAUUGGCUGGGACGGGUGGCUACCGACCCCGACAGCAUUGGACUGAAGUGCUGGGAGAGUUUUGUUGGUCAGGAGCUUUAUCGCUUCCUCCUCAUGGACUUCAUCUUCACCCUGCUGGACACCUUGUUUGGAGAGUUACUAUGGAGAUUGUUCUCUGAAAAAGUCUUAAAGAGAAACAGGAAACCGGAGUUCGAUAUUCCCAGGAACGUGCUGGACCUGAUCUAUGGUCAGACGUUAGCCUGGCUGGGCGUUCUUUUCACGCCUCUCUUACCGGCCAUGCAAAUCCUGAAACUAUUCCUGUUCUUCUACAUCAAGAUGAGCAGCGUGAUGAGGAACUGUCAGUCUCCCCGGAAACCCUACCGGGUCAGCCAGAUGACCACCAUCUUCAUCACUCUGCUCUGCUUCCCCUCCUUCCUCGGCGCCUCCGUCUGUGUCACAUACACCAUGUGGAGCAUCACUCCGUCGUCUUCUUGCGGCCCGUUCCGCAACCUUCAAACCAUGUUCCAGGCGGGAAAGCACUGGGUGGCAGAGCUGGAGAAGGAUAAUCCGAACCUGUCCCUGCUGGCCAGGGCUCACACCUACCUGGUGGAACACCCACUCUUCCUGUUUCUGGGAGCGGCCAUUUUUCUGAUAGUCAUCUACUUCCACAGCCAGGUGGUGGACGGUCAGAGAAAGAUCAUCAGCUUACUGCAGGAGCAGAUAGAAAACGAAGGGGAGGAUAAGAAGUUCCUGAUCACUCGGCUUCAGUCCAUCCAUGAGCAGAAGCGGACUCCUGUGAGGAGACUCGUGAGUCAGGACUCUGCCUGUUAG